AUGGUGCUAGGGCAACAGUAUCAAGGCGCGGCGUACAACAACUCCAUGCCGGGUGUGCCUGGAGCAGAAAUCACCUUUUGGAAGAUCAGCGACGGCGCAGGAGGAUCGGCAAGCUUGUUGAAUUACAUUACCCUACCCAACGGCAAGCGUCAAGAUCCAAAGCUGGUCAAGCGCGCCGUCAUUGUGCUUCACGGGCUCAACCGCGACCCGGGAACGUACAUGUCCAACAUGCUGUCUGCGCUCUCGCAGGUCAGCGAUCCUGCCAUCAAUCCAUCCUCCGUCGCCAUCAUCGCACCUUACUUUGCCAAUGGCGAUGACAAGAGUGAGUAUUGGAGGUAAAAGGCUGUCUGCACGUUGCUGACCGCGAACCUGAACCCUUUUGCAGACGUCGGAUAUCCGUGGGUGAAUGGCAAACCAGCAGGACAAGGUUCGACGUCAAAGGCCAUCGUCUGGAAAGGCUCGCAAUGGGCUUCUGGCCUCAACAAUCAGUAUCCAUACAACCAAAACACCAUCAGUUCCUACGACGUGCUCGACCAGAUGCUGCAGUACCUCGACAACAAGAGCUUGUAUCCCAAUUUGAAUCAAAUCGUCAUUGCGGGACACUCGCUCGGUGCUCAGAUGAACAAUCGAUACGCCUCUGUAGGCAAACAGCUCGGCUUGUCAACUCCCCUGCGAUAUUGGAUAGGAAAUCCAAACUCUUGGCUGUGGUACGACUUGACAAGACCUGCAAAGGACCCUGCUCAAUGUGCCGGCUACGAUGACUGGAGAGAUGGGCUUUCCAAUUACGGCACCUACAACGCUGCCCUCGUCAAGUCUGGUCGACCCAGCGUUCUCUCCAACUUUAACUCGCGAAGCAUCAUCAUGGCUCGAGGCACACAAGAUUUCGGCGACGACAGCAGCGACUGCGCACCCUUUACCACUGGUGCCAAUCGUGGGGAGCGCUUCUACAACAUCAUCAAGUACUACCCUCCUCAAAGCGAUGACAAUGUCGACUACGUGAAUUGUGGUCACGAUGCAGGGUACAUGUUUGCCAGUCCAGCUGGUCGUGCACGUCUCUUGUGAGUUCGACGCGGACGCGUCGCUAUAUUCGAAGCUACAAUCACUCACCUUUUGCCACUCACAGCACCGACAAUUUCAAUGGCGAUGGUUCACGCUCGACUGACUUUGGCAACCGGCAAAUGAUCGGCGACAGUCCUAAUCCGAAUGCGUGAGUGCGGGCGCACACUUUGUCGCGCGUGGUGCUCAUUCUGACCCCGCACCACCAAGCAGUGCGAAUGCAGCGCCACCCUCUGCUGCCACCGGCUCUGGCGCCAGCGGAAUGACUUUUCAAGGUUGCUUUAGCGACGAUGCGACCAACGGUGCAGCUUUAGCCACUCUGUCAUACAGCGACUCUAGCAACACCGUCGAAAAGUGUACUGCCGCCUGCUCGAAUGCAGGCUAUGCGGUCGCUGGUAUGUCCAUCAAUCAAGUAAGCCCCGAAAAUGCAGAUGGACCUUUUGCCCGCGUCUGACACCACGCCCUCGCUCCCCUCAGUGCUUUUGCGGUAAUCGCCUCGCCUAUUCGUCUCGCAGCACAAUCGAUCCGGGAUGCAGCAACACUUGCCCGGGGAACGGUCAAGAGUACUGUGGAGCCAAUCAACGGCUCUCUGUCUGGUCUGCUUCCACGCCUGCCAAAGCUCCGACUCCAUCUGUGGUGCCAUCGGUUGGCCGCUUUACAUCGCUCGGUUGCUGGACUGAAGCUGUUUCAGGCCGCGCGCUGAGCGACAAGAGCUCUGGUGGACCAGCCAACACUGUAGACGCGUGUGCUGCUACGUGCCAAGGCUAUCAAUACUUUGGCGUCGAGUACGGUAGCGAGGUGAGGCACGAGUGCAGGCGCGCAAUGGAGCUCCCCGCUGACGGGCGCCUGCUACACCUUUACAGUGCUAUUGUGGAAACACGCCUAGGAACACCACUGCUGCAGCUAGCGCAGAUUGCCAGAUGCUCUGUGCUGGCAAUGAAGCUCAAUUCUGUGGAGGCAGUGGGCGAAUGAACUUGUACAAUUCCACGCUGCCUGCAUCUUCCACCACCUCGACGACCAGCGCGAGCACGAGCACGAGCGCGACGCCCAGCUCGACACCUUCCAACUACAAGGGCUGCUAUGCCGAGCCUAGCGCUGGAGGACGGGCACUCCGAACCUCGGUCAGUGUACCAAACAAUACACCUCAGACGUGUUUGGCAGCUUGCAAUGCCGCCGGCUUUUCCAUUUCGGGUGCAGAGUACGGUUCCGUGAGUCUGUCCGUAUCGGUUUGCAUAGUCGCGCCCCUCUAAUUUGUUUUCAUCGCCCCGGCAGGAAUGCUGGUGUGGCAACUCUUUUGGAGCGGGCACUACAAAGGUCGGUGAGAGCGAUUGCAACAUGCCCUGCUCUGGCUCGUCUGGUCUUGUCUGUGGAGCAGGAAAUCGUCUCUCGGUCUACUCGGCGUUGAGCGAGCUCGCUACAGAUGCUGCGCCUGCUGUAGUUCCCGCCGUGGGCUCCUACGUCUCACAAGGUUGCUGGUCAGACAAUGUCGGAGGCGUUCGCUCUUUGGCAGUGACGAUGAACCUCGACAAUCGCACCGUAGAGACGUGCGCUGCUGCUUGCUCAGCUUAUCAGUACUUUGGCGUAGAGGUGAGCUUGUCGAUGAUUCUUGUCACAUUAGAGUCUGCGCUGACGUCACCUCUGCCGCUCGACUAGUACGGCGGCGAGUGCUACUGUGAUAACGCGCUUGGAUCUGCUUCCACCAAAGCCGCCGACUCGGCUUGCAACAUGCCGUGCUCAGGCGCAAGCACGGAACUUUGCGGGGCAGGAAACCUCCUCAACCUGUACAAAGGACCGACCCCGACGAGUUCAGCGACGAGCACCGCGAGCACCGCGUCCACCGCGAGCACCGCGUCCACCGCGAGCACCGCGUCCACCGCGAGCACCGCGUCCACCGCGAGCACUUCCGCGAGCACUUCGACGACACCUUCUAGCACGCCAACUGGAAUUACCGACACGGCCUACCGCGGUUGCUGGACGGACGGAGGUUCGCGCAGCUUGAGCAGGCAGGCCUACGCAGGCGCACAAAACGACGUGGCCACGUGUCGCGCAGCUUGCUCCGCGCUCGGCUUGGCAAUCGCGGGCUUAGAGUAUGGCACCGAGUGUUGGUGUGGCAGCUCCCUCAGCAACUCUUCAAACCAGCGCCCAGAUUCUGAAUGCAACUUUGCAUGCCCUGCUACCACUUCUCAGCAAUGCGGAGCCGGCAACAGGCUCUCGAUCUACAGCGACGUCUCGCCGCUGCCUAGACCCGUUGUUGCCAGCGCUCCGAGCUCGUUUGUAAGCAGCAAGGGCACUACUUGGUCGUCUCUUGGCUGUCUCGCAGACAAGACGUCAACGAGAACGCUCUCUGGUGCUUCCCCGCAGCUGGGCUCGAGCAACUCUUUGGACACUUGUGCCGCAGCAUGCGACGGUUUCACCUACUUUGGCGUCGAGUAUGGAUCAGAGGUGAGUUGCGCGACUGGCGAGCACAGCAGAUUGUUGCUGACUCGAGUCGGCCUUUGAAAGUGCUAUUGCGGUAAUGCGCUCAACAACAAUCCAGACCUCACGAGCGAUGCCUCUUGCAACUUUUCGUGCCCCGGCAAUUCCGCUCAGCUUUGCGGCGCUGGCAACUUGCUGAACGCGUACAAGUCCAACGCGGGCGCGACGAACACCUCCAACACGGGCGCGACGGACACUUCCGCCACAAGCACGACGUCAACCAGCGCGACCAGCGCCACAUCUACCAGCACGACCAGCACCACAUCUACCAGCUCGACUUCCACCACGAGCAUCCCCACAAGCGCUCCUUUGCCCACCAACUACAACCCUCUCGGAUGCUACGUCGACGCAGGUUCGCGCUCGCUGCCUACUCGCGCCUACUCCAACAACAACAACUCUCCCAGCGCCUGCGCUUCCGCUUGCUCCGCUCAAGGUUUCCGGUACUCGGGCACAGAGGUGAGCAGCAUCGCAAGACGCGUCACGGAACGAGGCUGACACGCCGACCUCACAGUACUCUUCCGAAUGUUUCUGUGGCGACUACCUCCUCAACGCCGCUUCUUCUGGACCAGCCAGCUCGGGGUGCAACAUGCCCUGCUCUGGCGACAGCACACAGACCUGUGGGGGAUCAAAUCGACUCUCCAUCGUGAAAGACAAGUCGUGGAGUCCCAGCAUCUUUACGGUCAAAGCGGCCGGCAAGUGGACAUACUCGGACUGCAUCAUCGACGACCCAUCAAAGCGGGCGCUCAACGUCACGCUUUCCGUCGCGCAAAUGACUCCGGAAAAGUGUUUGAGCGCGUGCGCAGACAAGGACUUGGCUUUUUGCGGUCUCGAGUACUCGGGCGAGUGUUUUGGAUCUCAAAUCGCACCGACCGCAAGCACGUCCCCUUUAGCUGGUAGUUCCGAUCCCCUUGCUCGCGGGUGCAACUACGCGUGCUCUGGCAACUCGACCGUCGCAUGCGGCGGCGCUUCUCGCAUCACCCUGUACGCCUUUGACGCGACUGGGGAUUACACCUCACCCUCGACGCUUCUACAAAGCACCAACUAG
This is a messenger RNA of Ceraceosorus bombacis, 4576 nucleotides long. The record is from the annotation of a GenBank genome assembly. NCBI's taxonomy places the organism in Eukaryota, Fungi, Basidiomycota, Exobasidiomycetes, Ceraceosorales, Ceraceosoraceae.